Rotaria sp. Silwood2 is the source of this 378-nucleotide messenger RNA. Lineage: Eukaryota; Metazoa; Rotifera; Eurotatoria; Philodinida; Philodinidae. The record is from the annotation of a GenBank genome assembly.
AUGCAUUUGUUAUCUGCUGUUCGUGACGAAGUAACCGAACUACGUCAACAAAUUCGAACACUUAAUGACAAAGUGAAUAGUGUUGAACAUGAAAAUGCAUUUCUUCGUCAGCAUGUAUCUAGUGAAAUCUAUGCUCAAUUUAUACCAUUAUUUGUUGGUGUAUCAUCUGCAAAUGAUUUAUCAAAUCCUACGACAACUGUAACGACUACGGCUUCCUCUAUGCCUUCAUCGUCUAUAAUGUCUAGUCAAUCGAUGCCAAUGGCUUUUGUGUCAUCUUUUCCUCCAUCGUUUGCACAACAACCGCCUUUAUCGACUACCUUACAGCCACUACCACCACUACAACAACCACCUUCAUCAACAAAUCUUCCUUCAACUUGA